Adelges cooleyi (spruce gall adelgid) is the source of this 1776-nucleotide messenger RNA. Its product is annotated as EF-hand domain-containing protein 1-like. Gene Ontology annotation, cellular component: mitotic spindle; axoneme. The record is from RefSeq and is a predicted model, not a curated record. The transcript has 9 exons. Gene Ontology annotation, molecular function: alpha-tubulin binding. Lineage: Eukaryota; Metazoa; Arthropoda; Insecta; Hemiptera; Adelgidae. The coding region runs from base 1 to 1776 and encodes 591 amino acids. Gene Ontology annotation, biological process: cilium-dependent cell motility; mitotic spindle organization; mitotic cytokinesis.
AUGGACGGUUUACCUUUCUUACCUGGAUUUCGUUUCAAUGACAUCACUAAAAAAAAUUACAAUCUUAGUGCUCAGUUUAAAUGGACAAACGGAUAUGCCUUGCCGAGGGAAAAGUCCAUUGGAAUUGGCAAAGAACCUCUGGAUGUGGACUCGAUACUGUACGCAAAGACGUCAGACAACGCCGGUUAUGAUCCGACGUUGACCUAUGGCAAAGCGAAAGACCCUCCGAUUUCUAUCCCCGAAUCACAUUACGAAAAGUACGACGGAAGAUGUCUGGCUUUCAAUGGUUUUACUAGAGUGACGGUUCUUGAAUCUCCAGUAGACACAUACAGAGUGCGUCACGUAAAAUUUACAUACUUCCUGGUCGAUGACACUAUUGCCAUCUUCGAGCCUUUUGUAGAGAAUGCCGGUUAUACGCAGGGGUGUAUAUUGAGACGAGGACCCGUGCCAAACCCAAAUCGGAAGAACAGGACGUGGCACUGGUCAGAUCUAAAUAACGGCGUGGAACUAUCCAUAUAUGGUGUAACGUACCGACUUUGCAAUUGCGACGCUUACACCAAACAGUAUCUGUCCAUGCAAGGUGUGGCAAUGGCCCCAGACGAACAAAUGCCGGGCGAUCCAUAUACGAUCACCAGACACCGGUUAACGCAACGGCAAGGUCAACAAGCAACGGGCACUUCCAGGCGAUCUGUUGAAGAAGAUAGGCUAAAACAAUUUUUGAUAAAUGACGGCAAAGUACUGAGAUUUUAUGCUGUCUGGGAUGACGAUUGGCUCGACACAGUGGAACGCAAAUACUUUAUCGUCCUUUACUAUUUGACUGAUGGCGAGGUCGCAGUAUUUGAGUCAAAGGUCGGCCAAAACUCUUGUGGAAAAGAUCCGUUUCCGGUAUUUUUGAACAGAAUACGAUUGCCAAAAGACAGGAAUCUAUUGCCAGCGACUUUUCCAACCAUCUAUUUGGAAAGUGGGGAAGAAGAAAUUAAGGAAUACUACCAACCUAAAGAUUUCGUUAUUGGAAACUUCAUUUCUGUACUUGGCAGAAAGUUUUUGUUGUAUGAUUGCGAUCAGUUCACGCGAGAUUAUUUUAAAGAAAUGUUAAAUAUCAAUCAACCUGGGCCUAUCGAAGUCACUGAACCCGAUAGCGCGGAUCCGGCUAACCAAGAAAAGUAUAUACCACCAUACACUGGCAUCGGUAGUCCGGAAGACACGCUACAAAACUGUUUCUCAUUAAUGCCGAAGCCACCGAAAACCUUGGACUUUGUCACCUAUGUGCUAAAUGCAGCAAAAAAGUUACGGUAUAAGCUUAAAUUGGCGUGUGUGCGAGAAGAAGACAAACACCGUGAAUUCAUAAUGGCGUUUUGUCUUGGUAACGACCAAAUGACUAUACAGGAGGCGCCGUCGGGCAAGAAUACCGGAUUCAUAAAGGGAAGGUUUAUGUCGUCGGUAAGGCUUCGCAAACCCAACACCAACGUCGACGAUCAAAUGUUUUAUGGGACUAAAGAUUUUGCAAUAGGAGCCGAAAUAUGGAUCAGAGGGGCUAUGUUCAUCAUUGUCGGCUUAGACUUGUGGACUUAUAACUAUAUGGUCGAACACCCGCACAUGUUCACUCAGGAAGCGAUUGAUGGGGCGAAAAAGUACCUCGAAGAAGAAGGGUUAUUGAACAAGCACCAAGAAAAAAUUGAAUCUAAGCCAGAGAGCGAGCAACAGGAAAAUGAAGCCGAAAAACCGAAGACUAAAGAUUUAUUUGGAGACCAAUUGAUUGUUGAAAAUAUUGAUUAA